AUGAUUUCGGUCGACAGGUUGCAGGCUGGGGCUCGAAGCUUGGUGCUCUUGCGUCUGAUGGCCGUUUGGACCAAGAGGGCCAGCAGCUCUGGUCGGCCUUGCAGGCACAACUCGCCGCGAUUUCACCUCAGGCCACCAACGCCAGAGCCUUCAUCCGAGGCUCAGGCGCCAGCGGGGCCCAAGGACGACGCAGCCAUGGAGGUGGACACUAGGACUUUCGAUGACAUUCUCGACGGCGACGAGGGGACCAAGGCUCUGGACCAGGGCCAGCAGCGGGCGCUGGCGGCGAAGCUCGCGGCAGCCGUCGAGCGGGCCCGACAGGGCGCCUCUCCCACCCGCGGUGGUCGAGCGGGCGGCCCACGCGGGCCCGCAGGGUCGGCAGCCGCGGGCACUCUCAAGGGUUAG
Molecule: messenger RNA, 405 nt
Organism: Prorocentrum cordatum
Lineage: Eukaryota; Dinophyceae; Prorocentrales; Prorocentraceae
Source: the annotation of a GenBank genome assembly